CACUCUGAAGCUUCCAAGUUGGAGCAUCUCGCAGCUUAAUGAAACGGCUACAUUUAGUUCAAGGUUUGCUGAACAUGAAAAAGUGGUAUGGAGGCUUGUUGAUCAUUGCUCUGGGUAUGAUGUUGAUUCUCCUAUACAGUCCGUUUAGAAUGCAGCCACAGAAAUCAGUAAAACAGUCGGCCUACAGUUUCUUUAAUAAUCAUGCGCCAACGGAUUCUACUGUAAGAAACAAUCUUGCUAUAAAUUCUUCAAAUGUGGAAGUAAAAGAAACACCAAAGCCAACCAAAAGGCCACAUUCUAUACAUUUUCAUGGGCUUGAUGAUCUUUGUAACAUGAAAAACUUUUUUGAAGGAGAGUUGAAAGCAAUGCUUUUGUGGACUCCUUUGUGUUCCCUGCUGUCAAGGUCAGAUGCUUUACCUGAAACAGCUCAAGGAGUUAAAGAGGCUUCUGUAGCAUGGAAAGAGUUGUUGUCCACGAUUGAGAAGCAGAAAGCCUCUAGGAUUAGCGAGAUAGAUAGCCCUGAAAAUCAGAACUGCCCAUUGACUGUAACCACAAUCGGCAAAAUGGUGGCAAGCAGUGGAAUCAUUCUUGAGCUUCCUUGUGGUCUAGUCGUAGAUUCAUCUAUUACACUAAUUGGCAUUCCUGUUGGGCAAAAUGGAAGCUUCCACAUUGACCUCUUGGGCCAACAGAUAGAAGAGGAUCCAAAUCCUCCUAUAAUUUUGCAUUACAAUGUGAGUCUCCCUGGAGAAAAUUUGACUGAGGAUCCAUUUAUAGUUCAAAAUACAUGGACUAAUGAACAUGGGUGGGGAAAAGAGGAAAAGUGUCCAGCUCAUGGUUUUACUAACAUCCAAGAAGUUGAUGGACUUGUGCUCUGCAAUGUACAAGUUACCAGAAGCAGCAACCAAGAGAAUCCAAGUGUGGGCAAACCUAUUAGUGAUAGAACUGCUAACUUUUCAGAGGAGAGUGCACAUAGAACUGCUAAUUUCCCUUUCACUGAAGGAAACCCUUUCACUGCCACAUUGUGGGUCGGUUCAGAGGGAUUCCAUAUGACAGUGAAUGGAAGGCACGAAACAUCCUUUGCGUUUAGGGAGAAACUUGAACCAUGGUUAGUUAACAGUGUCAAAGUAGGUGGCAAUCUAAGUCUCUUAUCUGCACUGGCAAAAGGCUUACCUACUACUGAAGAUAAUGAUAUUGUUAUUGACAUUGACAAACUUAAAGCUCCUUCUAUCCCCAGAAAAAGGCUUGUUUUGCUAAUUGGGGUAUUCUCCACGGGAAAUAACUUUGAAAGAAGAAUGGCCCUCAGGAGGUCUUGGAUGCAAUAUCAGGCUGUACGUUCUGGGGAGGUAGCUGUCCGAUUUUUCAUUGGGCUUCACAAGAACCAUAUAGUUAACGUUGAGCUGUGGAAAGAAGCACAAGCUUUUGGAGAUAUCCAGUUUUUGCCGUUUGUUGAUUAUUAUGGUUUGAUCACCUUCAAAACUAUUGCAAUAUGCAUUUUAGGGGUAAGGGCAUCAAAAUUUUAUGCAAUGAAAUGUCUACGUAAACAUAUAAAGAAACAAGAAGGGAGCACAGCCUGAUGGGGAUAAGGGGCGAGGAAAUAAUAUCCAAAUCUUUUAGUGACUGAAAUCCAUUUCUGCCAGAGUUUCAAUUUUUUAUUAACCUUGUCCACGAUUUCUUUUUUCAUGUUCACAUUGUUUUCUGUUUUUUUUCUUUUUUAAUUGAAUCAAAAUUCAUGUUCACAUUCUUGUAAAUGUGUUUUAGGAGAAAUCUACUCUGGAAUUAACCCUUCCAAAAAAAUGUGAUUAAUGAAUUUGUGAACACAGACUAUGAUUUGGCCUUUAAAACCGUAGGUUGCCUGCUUUUACUCAUCUUGCCCUAUGCCUCCAAAUCUUAUAUAUCUGACAGCUGGACAAUGGCUAUCCUAUUACAUCAUAGUUUACCACUCUAUUUUAGACCAUAUCAACAUCACAGGAUGCAUAUGCAAUUUUGUGUCAGUGUGGUCGCGCCGGAUGUUGUUUUUCAUCUGCAAGUCUUGUAUAUACUCCUUUUAGUUCUAAAUGUAAGACUUAUUUUGUAGUGUAAUUUUACACUACAAAAUAAGUCUUACGUUUAGAACCGGAAGAGUAUUAUAUUUCAUCUCCUUUACUUUCAUGCCAGUUAAUCAAUAUGAUCUGUCACUAAAUUUGCAGACGAAAAUCAUGCCUGCUAAGUACAUAAUGAAAACGGAUGAUGAUGCUUUUG
Messenger RNA from Neltuma alba, 2238 nucleotides. Its product is annotated as hydroxyproline O-galactosyltransferase GALT3. Gene Ontology annotation, molecular function: carbohydrate binding; galactosyltransferase activity. Gene Ontology annotation, cellular component: Golgi membrane. Bases 39 to 1574 code for a protein of 511 amino acids. NCBI's taxonomy places the organism in Eukaryota, Viridiplantae, Streptophyta, Magnoliopsida, Fabales, Fabaceae. The record is from RefSeq and is a predicted model, not a curated record. The transcript is spliced from 5 exons.